Messenger RNA from Salvelinus namaycush (lake trout), 609 nucleotides. RefSeq names its product sodium channel subunit beta-3-like. Gene Ontology annotation, cellular component: voltage-gated sodium channel complex. Lineage: Eukaryota; Metazoa; Chordata; Actinopteri; Salmoniformes; Salmonidae. The record is from RefSeq and is a predicted model, not a curated record. The transcript is spliced from 5 exons. Gene Ontology annotation, biological process: regulation of heart rate by cardiac conduction; ventricular cardiac muscle cell action potential; sodium ion transport. The annotation marks the transcript as partial. Gene Ontology annotation, molecular function: sodium channel regulator activity.
GUCUGGCUUUUUUGGGUGCAGGUGAGCAGGCCAGUAUGUGUGGAUGUGCCCUCCGAAACAGAGGCAGUCGUUGGGAACCCCAUGAAACUGACCUGCAUCUCCUGUAUGAAGAGAGAGGAGGUCAACGCGGAGACACGCGUGGACUGGUACUAUAUCCCACCUGACGAAGAACCCAUCCCUAUCUACCUGUUUGAUGGACAACCCAGGGAGCUGGAGGGGCCUUGGAGGGGUCGCCUGGUGUGGAAUGGAAGUAAAGACCUGCAGGAACUCUCCAUCCGUAUCCUCAACGUCACAAUGAACGACACGGGCACCUACAAGUGUGUGGUCUUCCGACAGUUUGAGUUUGACUGCUACUCUCCCUCGGUUACCAACAGCCUGGUCAUCAACCUGGUGGUCAGAGAGGAAGCCAGUGACGACACCACUGCCCUGUACUCGGAGAUCAUGAUGUACGUCCUGCUGGUCUUCCUCACCUGCUGGCUCCUGGUGGAGAUGGUCUACUGCUACAGGAAGAUCUCCAAGUCAGACGAGCAGGCCCAGGACCCCGCGACAAACUACCUAGCCAUUCCCUCAGAAAAUAAAGAGAACCUGGGUGUUCCAGUUACAGAAUAA